AUGCCAAAGACGCUGCAGUCCCAGCUGCCCUCCCCAGUCAAGCAGCCAGCCAAUGCCCCUGCCCCCGACAAAUUAGACAAGAUGUCCAAAAUCACUCUCAGAAAGAAGAAGAACGCUGACGCUCAGGCUGCUUUCCGUGCACGCCGUGCCAACUAUAUUGCCACCCUCGAAGAGACAGUAACCAGCUUAGAGGCAGUUGUAGUCCAGCUUCAGGACUCGUGUCGCGAGGCUCGCGCCGAAGCCUCAGAAUUGCGUCAGGAAAACCACUACAGUGUCUAG
This is a messenger RNA of Fomitiporia mediterranea MF3/22, 279 nucleotides long. RefSeq lists its product as uncharacterized. Gene Ontology annotation, biological process: regulation of DNA-templated transcription. The record is from RefSeq and is a predicted model, not a curated record. The coding region runs from base 1 to 279 and encodes 92 amino acids. The transcript has 2 exons. Gene Ontology annotation, molecular function: DNA-binding transcription factor activity. NCBI's taxonomy places the organism in Eukaryota, Fungi, Basidiomycota, Agaricomycetes, Hymenochaetales, Hymenochaetaceae.